Gongylonema pulchrum is the source of this 687-nucleotide messenger RNA. NCBI's taxonomy places the organism in Eukaryota, Metazoa, Nematoda, Chromadorea, Rhabditida, Gongylonematidae. The record is from the annotation of a GenBank genome assembly.
AUGGUCAUCGAAAUCGCCAAAGACGAUUUGAUGCCACCUCAGCGACGACGUUCAGAUGCCACUGCACCGAUGGAGCCAUCUCUACGCCGCAUGCGAUGGGGCUCGUUGAAAUCGAGAAGUUACGAUCACGCUGGUGAUCGUCGACCACCACGAUAUAGGAUGGUACCUACGGAAAGCAAUCAUUAUGCAUCAAUGGAUCGACGUGAGCACUCGUUACCCAGCAGGCCAAGUGACUACGUAGGAGCACCGUUCAGGCGUGUGCUUGUUGGAGAUUAUGGGCCUCCACCAGUACCGUCCAGAAGCGAUUAUGGAACCAGAGGCGGUGCAGCAGCUGCUGCUGCUCCUGAGGAACCCUAUGAGAUGUACCCGAACGAACGGCAUUAUUACGGUUACUCACGUGAUCACAGGUCUCGGGAAGCAGCAGUUGAUCGAGAUCGCAGGGAUUAUUAUGUCGAUGAGAGAGAUUUACCAGAUCGAGAUCGGCGAGAAUUUUAUGAACCCGAUAUUCCGCGAGAUAUUCGGGAACGAGACAUGCGUAGUUACCGGGAGAGCAGAGAACCGCGUGACUACCGAGAAGUUAGAGAGACUGCGCGGUAUUCACGCGAACUGAGUGCUGGCAGUAGACGAGAGCGGGAAUACAUGGAAGAGCGUGAUGAUCAAAGGAUGCGUGAUUACAGGUUGGCUUGA